AUGGAUGAUAAUACUGUUCGUUCACGUCAAAAAAAGACAACAAAUGAAAGUAAAGAUCAAAUUUUAGAUCAGGAAAAAGAAGAAAAGAUGCUUCUGAAAAAUCGCAAACAAGUUGCAGAUAAUUAUGAUUUUGGUGAUAUACAAAAACUUCCAGCUAAUAUUCGAGAUAUAAUGGAGAAAAGAUUUUUACGUUUGAUUGCUUGGGAAUUAUAUUUCGGUUAUAUUUUUUGGACAAUUUUUUUUGGUAUUGGUCCAAUGGUUAUGUUUUUUCCAAUGGUUAAAUUAGCUAUUGAUGGUUAUGAAGUCUUAAUACUUUCAUUAGCAAGUCCAAUUAUACUUACUUCUUCAUUUGUUAAUAAUAUUGCAGAAACUACUGUUGGGAAAUUACUUACUCGUUUAAUUGUAAUUAUUAGUUUAUUAUCAUUUCAAUUGGAAAAUCCUGUAAUUCGAUUGUUAAUACUUGCAUUCGGAACUUGUGCAGUAAUGAUUGAUCUUUGUACAAGUCUUAAUUCUCGAUAUCAUUCAUAUAGAUCAAUUGUUGUUUGGACAUUAACAAUCAGUUUAUUUUUCUUUCUCAGUCUUCGUGUUUGUUUUUCAAGUAUUAUGCCAGCUUGGUCAGGUUUUAUUGCAAAUUUAGUACAUGUUCUCAUUGGAUUUGUAGUAAUUUUUGAUCAAUUUGGACGAGAUAAUACUAUGUGGCAAUUACUUCCACCAUUAUCGCUAGCUUCAAUUACAUCAAUGUCUACACAUGGAAGUAAUUCAUUACGUUCAUCCUCGCGUGAUAAUAAUGUACAACCACAUUGGUUAUUACUUGGUAUUGGAUUUGGCAGUUUGUUAUUUAAUCUUCAAUGGGUAUUUGGUGAUUUAUCGGUAAUUAGUCGUUGGGCAUCGAAUGGUUUUCCUGAUCAAGCACCUGAACCAAUUCCUUACGGAUUACUCGUUUGGAUUUGUUUAUUUUGUGGUGUCGUAACUAUCAAUCGUCUUAGUAUAGUAACUAAUCGAUGGUGGGCAUCUGUAGGAUUUAUUGGUUAUGGUAUAUUAUAUUUCAAUCGUGGAAAUGCUUCAUUUAUUGGUGGCCUUGCUUUGAGUUUAUUUAUUGGAUCAGUUAUUCCAUUAAUAUUUGAUAAAAUUGCUCGCGGUCUUCAAGCUCGUAUUGUUGUAACUGCUGCAUUCGUGUAUAUUAUUCAAGUUGUGUAUGCUGUUUGGACAAGUGCCUAUAAUUUUGUUCCAUUUGGUGGAACAUUAACACGUGAAACAUCUCAUGUUUUAGUAUUCUUUAAUUUCCUCGGUAUUUAUUUUGGUGUUUAUACAGCUAAACCAAAUUUAGGAACAUAUAUACGUGGUCGUGUUUCAUCCAUAAGUUUACCAAGUCGUCAUAUAUGGACAUUAUUUGGUAUUGCUUUCAUGAUUGCUUGUGUUGGUACAUUUUCACGUUUUCUUGCGUUACCAUCAAAAGCAUUACGACAAGCAGAAGAUCCAACACAUAUUUCUGCUGCUAUUUGGACAGUUCAUUUCGGUUAUGACAAUAAUGCGCAUCCAAGUCUUGAUCGUGUUGCAGCUGCUCUUGCUGAUACUAAUGCUGAUGUGAUUGGUCUUCUGGAAACUGAUACAGCUAAACCAUUCUUUGGAAAUACGGAUUUAACAUCGUAUUUAGGAGAAAAAUUACAUAUGUUUACAGAUUUUGGUCCUUCAUCAAAAGAUCAUACUUGGGGAUGUAUUAUUCUUUCAAAAUAUCCAAUUGUUCGAUCUGUUCACUAUUUAUUACCAUCACCCGAAGGUGAACUAGCACCAGCUAUUCUUGCAACAGUUCAAACAGCAAGCAAAUUAAUUGAUGUACUUAUUGUUCAUAUGGGUAAUGAUCGAGAUGAUUUAGAUAGAAAAUUACAAGCAGCAAAAUUACGAGAUAUUAUGCAAAAUAGUACUAAUCCAUUAGUAUUUCUUGGUUAUGUUACAUCGGCACCAUUUAGUCGAGAUUAUCAAAUGUUAACUUCAGUUGCAAAUGAUAUUGAUUCAACAGAUAGAGAUCGUUGGUGUGAAUAUAUUUUAUAUAAAAAUUUAAUUCGUGUUGGUUAUGCACGAAUUACACAUGCUGGUUUAACAGAUACAGAAAUUCAAAUGGCAAAAUUUAAAAUACCAACCGAUAAAAAAUAUACUGAUAAUCCAACUGUUGUUACUGACCCAUCGGUUGUUAAAGAUCAAUCGCUUCUUUUUAAUUCAAAAUUCGGAUCAUUCUACAGAGGUCAUGGACGUUUUAAUACUCAUCGUUUUCAUAUGGAUACACCAAAAUAUUUCCUACCAAAAGAAAAUCAAUCAAAUUAA
Messenger RNA from Adineta steineri, 2319 nucleotides. Lineage: Eukaryota; Metazoa; Rotifera; Eurotatoria; Adinetida; Adinetidae. The record is from the annotation of a GenBank genome assembly.